AUCAAUUAUGUUUUUCUCCCCGCCAAUAGCAGUGGUGUCAUCACUCAUCGUAUGAUCGGGUGUCAUUGUAGACUGUCGCGUCGAGUCUGCCUAUCGAUCCCUAAUAAAAUUACGUAAAAAAAAAUACGAAAUAGUUUUCGCGAGUGUUCUGUUUAGCUAGUGAGCAGCUCGUGCACAGAUUAGCUCGUGCGUAUUUUCGGAAAUAUGGGCGGUGUUAAAUCACAUUUUUUAGUGCUAUUUAUUUACGGAAUCUUAGCUCAAAAUAUUUGGGGUCUAUCGCCCGUCAUACUCAUUCCCGGCGAUGGAGGAAGCCAACUCGAAGCGAGGCUUAACAAAACCUCCGUAGUACACUACAUAUGCGCAAAAACAUCUCCAAACUACUUCAACAUCUGGCUGAAUCUGGAGCUUCUUGUGCCUUUCGUGAUAGAUUGUUGGGUGGAUAAUCUAAGGCUAGAAUAUGACAAUGUUACGAGAACAACUAGCAACCCCGCAGGAGUUGAUAUACGGAUACCAGGGUGGGGGAACCCUGAGCCAGUGGAGUGGUUGGACCCCUCUCAUGACUCUACUGGAGCAUAUUUUAAUAGCAUAGCAGAUUCUCUAGUGAAGAUUGGAUAUAAAAGGAAUGUGUCUAUUGUUGGUGCUCCGUAUGAUUUCAGAAAAGCACCUAAUGAAAACAAAGAAUUCUUUGUGAAAUUAAAGACUCUAAUCGAAGACACAUAUACCAAGAACAACAAGUCGUCGGUAACUCUGCUGGUGCACAGCAUGGGCGGACUGAUGGCGAUGCACUUCCUCAAGCUGCAGAAGCAGUCGUGGAAGGAUCAGUAUGUCAAGCGGAUCAUAUCCCUCUCCACCCCUUGGGCAGGGUCGAUGAAAGCUGUCAAAGUCUUUGCUAUUGGCGACGACCUCGGCUCCCUGAUGCUGCGCGAGAGCAUCAUGCGCACGCAGCAGAUCACGUGUCCAUCGCUCGCGUGGCUGUUACCCUCGCCACUGUUCUGGAAGCCGUCAGAAGUGCUCGUGCAGACGGACAAGUACAACUACACCGUUAAGGACUUCCAGAAGUUGUUCACUGACAUGGAGCUGCCGACCGCGUGGGAGAUGAAGAAGGACACGGAGCAGUACAUGAACGAUUUCAGCGCGCCCGGCGUCGACGUGCACUGCAUCUACGGAUACAACAUAUCCACCGUAGAGAGACUGGUGUACAAGCCCGGGACGUGGCUGGACGGGUACCCGACGCUGGCGACGGGCGACGGCGACGGCACCGUCAACCUGCGCUCGCUGAGUGCGUGCGAGCGCUGGCGCAAGCGGCGUCUCCGCGGCCCGCACGCGCUCAAGUCACUGCCGCUGCCCGGCGCAGAGCAUCUCAAGAUCCUGCACGACCCGCGCGUCAUCGACUACAUACAGCUCGUCAUGAACGACUAGAGACCGCCGGUCCACUAGCACAGCUCGGCAUGGAGAAUUGAUGCUCUAUGGACUGCGUGGAUUCGAAGUAAGGAAUUAACUUUAUUUCUAAGCGGUAUUCAUUUCGAAAGAAUUUCAAUAAGGAAUCGAUUAGUUAGUUCUCUGUUAUCAUUAUGUAUUUCAGGUUGAUUGAAGAUACAAAUUAAAGAAAGAGACUGAGUGGAGCUCUCUAUAACUAUUCAAAUGUUGAAAUCGCAGCACACUAUUUCCUAACCUAUAAAUACAUACCCACCUUUUCAACCAUUUCUGAAAUUACUAUUCCCAUUAUAAAUAUUGUCUCACUUGAGUGCUAUUAAGUACUUUUAUUCUUUUAACGGGUUUUUUAAGUGUACGUUAUUAGGUAUUAAAAUAUGUGUAUUUUAUUUUUAUACGAACAGGGCGUUGUGAUCCCGCUACACUUGAUGGUAGGGAGGCGAAUCUAUUCCAUUCAUCGUCCAUUAAUUAUUGGGUCAAAUAUUGUCGACUGACGAGAGGUUAUUACCUCUUGCCAGUGGAUACAAUUGUGCCGGCUUGAUUGAUCUAGAUAACAACCAUAGUUAUGUGAAAAACUCUUGUUAAAGUUUUAAAUAAAUAUAUUAAUGAACCAAGGGAGCUAGUAAGUUUUAAAUUCUAUACAGAUGGUCUGGGCAACUUGUAAAUUUAAGAACUCCGGAUAUUCUAUAAGAAUAUUUGAGUCUUCAGGGGAAAGCCUCGACCACGCUCAGGGAAGCUAAAAUGUAUUAUUUAUAUUAGUAACUUAAGUUUCGUUUUAAUAGAUAAUUUGUAAAUAUUUUCAUGGAUAUUAGAUAGAUUAACUUGGGAUCUUCGGUUAUAAACCUAGAGUAUACUUAGAACACGUUUAAGAAACAGGAAUUCAUUCCGCUUUGCCUACAUCCGAUAAGUCGCGUUCUGUAAACGAAUGCGUCCAUAUUAAAAAAAAAUACACGAAAUGCGUGCUUAAUUAGCCAAAAGCAUGGUGUACAUUAGUGCUUUUAAAAAAAAAACGAAAUGCGGAUUAAUUUUUGUUAUUUGAAUGUGGUCUAAAUAAAAAUGAACGCUAUUGAUAGUAUCAUAAAGUACUUUUUUAAUAAUCAUCUUCGAAUAAACAUAAUUUUCAUCUGGAUAAGUAAAUAUUAUGGUUCUAUGUAUGAGUGCGUGAGUUAAAUGAUUUGAAUACGUAAGUAACCUAGUUAUUACCAACGUGAUGUUUUAGCGUCUUUUGUUUAUUUUAUAAGUAGUUAACUAGUUAUAAAGAUUAUAAAUAUUGAGGGAAAAUUAAUAAAACAUAUAUUUUAUAAAUAUGUUUAACUCUAUUGCAAUAGUUUAAAGAUUUUGUUUUUAUUGUAAGCUGUAUUGUUUCUGUAACUACUGUGUUUGUUAACUCAUUUCUAAAGUUAUGCUAGUACUUUCAUCUGUGAAUGUAAAGCGAGGUACUAAAGCUGAGAUUGAUUAGCUGGAAAGCCAAGUAUUUUUUACAUUCUACAUAAUCACGGCACGCUAACUACUACAAAUGUUAAAGCUUGCAGGACUUUGACACGUCGUUGUGUAUAGAAUUGAAUUAUUGCAGCUAGUGUAAACACAUCUGGAUGCGCUUGCGCAAUAUAGUACUUCAAGAUUUGUUAGUCUAACUUAGUAUAAUAUAAAUGUUCAUUGCAUUUCUUUUCUUGUAUUUAUCUUAUCUUGCAUUUCAAAUUUAUUUUUCGCAUUUUCUAUCAAUUUUAUGCGUGGAUUCUUCACACAGUUAAUAAUUCACAUUCUUGGCUGCUAUUACAGUAAGAAAACAUUAAUUAUUAUCGAUAGUUACAAUAUUUGUUUUAUUUGUUAUUGAAUUAAGUGUAAUCAUGAGGGUGUUACAAUAAUUCCAUGUGGAAUAUAAAUAUAAAUUACAGGGGAAAUUUUGUUAUUAACUGCCUCCGUGGCGUAAUUGUAUUGCGAGCGCGGUUCCACACCGCUCUGAGGUACUGGAUUCGAAUACCAGGUCGGGCAAAUGGCUUUUUCUGCUUACUAUCCAUUCGAAGUCUGGAAUCUGUGCCCUAUAUAGUAAUAGGCUAGACUAUAACAUCACGGGAUGGAACACAGGCGAAGAGUGGAUGCCCUGGUUGCACCUCUGCCUACCCCAGUGGGGAUAAUGGCGUGAUGUGUGUGAAAUGAUAUUUCUAUCAACUUUUGUCCAUAUUCUUGCCGAACACAAAUCCAAAGUAACAAUCUGUCUAUAAAAUAAACAUCAAUUUGGGUCUCUGUUGAAAACAAUUGAAAGUAAGAAAGUUGGUUACACUUGGACAAAUAAUAUUGUAACAGAUCCAUGACAUUAUUGCGGACAAGUACAAAAUUGUGCUCUCUUUUAUUGAUAUUGGAUUUAAAUUUAAAUGAAAUUUGCUUGUAGUAUAUGCACUGUUAAAAUCUCGUUAGAAGUUGGUUUUUAUGAUACCUUAAUAAAUAGGUAUAAACUUAUGCAAACCCUAUAUUUUAGUUAAAUUGAUACAACAAGAAAAUAUAUCCUGUAUAUACAUAGAGAAUAACCAAAUGUUUUGUGUGAUGUGGAAUAAAAAUCUUUUGAAAAUAUGUAUAAAUCUAAUGCUUUUAACUUUUGCUUUUAAUGUCAAAGUGAAUAUUUAUUGUGGUGUUAAUUUGGUGGUAGUCUUUAAAUAUUUUUAAGUAAUGUGAAUACAAGUUGUAUUUUAUGACUAUGUGAUCAUGUAAACAUUUUUCGUUUCGUAUACCUACUUAAUUUACAAUAAUAUAACAACUAUGUAUAUUUAUAAUUCAAUGGGCCAUACGAAAUAUAUAUCGCAAAAUCUUAAGCGGUAUAAGGCGACAAGCGCUGUUCCAUGCAGUACUUCGUAAUUAUAUUGUUUGGCACAUGAAGAUAUUGUUUACUGAGCCUAACAUCAGGGGCUUUAUUCUCAAUACCAUAGGUUAUUUUGACAAUGCGUAACAAGCACGUAACGCACCGCGUCAGGUUUAAGACAAUAGAAAUUGGCAUACAGAGUACCAUUCCACGCAAAUUUCAACAAGAUAAGGUAACACGGUUGUGUUACGAGGUUACUUUGUCAGUGGCGUCCUAAACUGAAGCUAGGCUCCAGAAGCUAGAAAAAAAUGACGAGGCUACGAGCGGAACAAAAAAAAUUCCACAGUUUGUAAUAAUAGGUCCUCUAAGUCCUCAGUAAGCGCGAGGCCCUGGCAUUUGCUCGGUUCGCUACUGCCGCUUCUCCAAAGAGAAUAAGGCCCCUGACAAGCGACUUCAUACAUAGGUGUUUAGAUGUUAAUUAAAAUUCAACUUGUAUGUGUAAUCUCAGUAAGUAGUAAGUGACGAAGCUAAGCUGUAAGACUGUGAUAAUUACCUCGACAUGCGAACAUCUAUGUUUACUUCCUUAAAUGAAUAAAAAUAUCUAUUUCAAA
Messenger RNA from Manduca sexta (tobacco hornworm), 4836 nucleotides. Its product is annotated as phospholipase A2 group XV. Gene Ontology annotation, biological process: lipid metabolic process. The record is from RefSeq and is a predicted model, not a curated record. The transcript has 6 exons. NCBI's taxonomy places the organism in Eukaryota, Metazoa, Arthropoda, Insecta, Lepidoptera, Sphingidae. The coding region runs from base 205 to 1419 and encodes 404 amino acids.